AUGUUUAGGUAUAGUGAACCUAUCUUUAAAAUGAUCAAUUUGAUGAUUGGUGGUAUUGUAAUAUCAUCUUCUAUCCAUCAAGCUGCAUAUAUUUUUUUAAAUGAAAUCAAUGCAGCAUUAUUAGGAGGGUAUGCAUUUAUAUUAUGUUUACCUGUAGUGAUUUUAGAAUUCAAACCAAUACGCAAAUUGCAUAAAAUAGGGUCGUUUUAUUAUUCAUUUAUCGGUAGAGGUAUCUUGUAUAUCAUGCUAAGUUUUAUGAUUAGUUUUGGAGAUUUUUUCAAAUGGUUUGGAUCCAUGAUUGUUUUUUUAACUGGGAUCAUGUAUUGUAUAUUUGAAUUGCUACCAAAUGUGGAGCCGCCAAGAUUAUGGAGGUAUUAUAAUCCGGAGACUCUUGGGCGAGAGCAAGGGCAAGGGCAAGAGCAAGGCCAAGGGCAAGAGCAAGGCCAAGAAGUGACGAGAGUUGAAUUUAUUGACACGCAACCCAAGAAUGAGCCAGUUGAUAAUGAUGAUAAAAGUUUGAGUGUUUGA
This is a messenger RNA of Henningerozyma blattae CBS 6284, 528 nucleotides long. Its product is annotated as TVP15 family protein. Gene Ontology annotation, cellular component: Golgi membrane. NCBI's taxonomy places the organism in Eukaryota, Fungi, Ascomycota, Saccharomycetes, Saccharomycetales, Saccharomycetaceae. Bases 1 to 528 code for a protein of 175 amino acids. The record is from RefSeq and is a predicted model, not a curated record. The transcript has a single exon. Gene Ontology annotation, biological process: vesicle-mediated transport.